This is a messenger RNA of Saccostrea echinata, 7149 nucleotides long. RefSeq names its product protein NPAT-like. The record is from RefSeq and is a predicted model, not a curated record. The transcript has 14 exons. NCBI's taxonomy places the organism in Eukaryota, Metazoa, Mollusca, Bivalvia, Ostreida, Ostreidae. Gene Ontology annotation, molecular function: protein binding. The coding region runs from base 63 to 6896 and encodes 2277 amino acids.
CCCGCCAUUUUAAAAGACUAGAUGCUAAACGUUUCGACGUUUGAACGAAGGGCUGUUUCAGGAUGGCAACGGAAGUUUUGAACUUUUUACCAUCAGAGGUUGCAAGAUUAGUGUUAGGUUACUUGUCAGAUGAGGGAUAUGUGAAUUCUUACAAGUGCUUCAUUAAAGAAUGCCCACAUCUUCAGGAGUACCUCACUUUAAAGAGGCGGGGUCAGAAUUAUCCCCUACAUGUCAAUGGCUUGACCCUCAACCAAAUGCUGCAGGAAUACGCUCAGUAUAAACUGACAGAUACACAAAGAAGGCAAACAAUGGGGAAUGCAGCUCUGUGGUCACAACUGGAUGCUGUAGUGAGGACUUUGAAGGAACACACAGCAUCUAAGCAAAAUCGCAAUGCUGAUGGAGUUACUCAGAGCACAAGAGUAAGGCGCAUGUUGAUAGAGAAAAAACGCAGGCGAGAAACUGAGCGACGUCAGCGAAAACUGGAUCUGUGUAGUAAAAUCUCAGCCACCCAAGCAAAUGAAAGGUUCACUGACUCAAGUGAAAAAUUAGGAGUGGGCGUGACAGACAGUGAAAUGUCAUCAGAGGAGCCACCAGAGGCGGGGCAUUGUGGAGUGUUGACCCCGCCCACCGAUACUGACACCAGAAAAGACAAUGGUAGGAUUAGAAGGUCACAGGAAGAGAUCAGUAGGAGAUCUGUGGACACAGAUAACAGAGAGACAGAGUUUAUCUUACAUUCUGCCCCUCCCUCUGUUUCCUCCCAUCACAAAAACUCAGUGCAGAGGUCCAACUCUGUAUCAGAUUUAUUACACAACUCAGCCAAAAAACUACACAGAAUGCGAGGCACUGUAGAUAGCAGGAUAGAAGGAAUAGCAUCUAAAGACUCAGACUCGCAGAAAAACCCAAAAAGAAUGCUGAGCCAAAGUGAUCAAGAUAAUUCUGGUGCAAUACAGCUUAAGUCAGGUAAAGGUGAAUCAGAAGACAAAGAUGAUGAAAAUUCUAAGGAAGCAAACAAAAUCAGGAAUACUAGUAGACAGGACAAAGACACAGGAGAGAACUAUGAUGUUUUUCCCAGUGAACAAAACCAAGUCAGUGAAAACAUUCCAGAUGAUACGUCAUCAAAGAAAGUAGAAUUGACAGCAGUGUUGUCUAAUUCUGUGAUAAGUUUUCAGAGCAAGAAAGAGGGUUUAAAAGACCAUAUGAACAUGCCCUGUGAACUGACAAGAAGUCAGACUAUGUCAGAUGGUCUGGGCAUGUCAAGUCCAAAACCAGGGAAUCUUGUAGAGGAACAAGAUAACAACAUUGAGGUCCUGGGAGGUGUGCUGCCAGGGUUACCUAUUGUAGAGAGUUUACAGUCAAGCGUGGAACAACCUUCAACUUCAAAAUGCAAGGAGAUGGAUAGUCGAAGUGACCAGAGAGUUGUCCAGCAAACAUCUUCUGAGGAAAAUAGCCAAGAGUCAUCAGAAUCGGGACAGCCUAAGACUCCUGAGCAGAUGGUCAUUCCCUUCCAGCAGGCCCUGAAUUUGACCGAGAGGAUGACCACUCCUUUUCAACAGGCUAUUAACUUGACCGAGGUAGGAAAAAUUCCUGAGGCACCACAUACACCUGUAAAACAGACUGACGAGACAUCACAGACAAACAUAGAUAGAACUCCACGUAGAAAGAGGCUACCAAAACAAAAGAAGAAUCGGGGGAAAGGCAACUCAAGUUUAAAUGACAGCAACAAAAGCAGAGAUGAAAAUUCUCUUUUGGUAGAAAACAUAACACUCUUCUUUAAUGAGUUAAUAAACAACUCCUUACUUCAUGAACGCCUAGCAGCAAAUAUAAACAAAACACUGGGUUUGGAAACAGUGGAAAGACGUACAAGAAAAAAGUCGGAAAAAUUACAAAACAUCCCUGCCAGUCCAAAAUCAGAUAAGCCAGAAAAACCAGAGAUAGCACCUACACCAGGGGAGUCGGAACCAGAUAAAAUACAGAGUGUAGAUCUGCAGGAGGGACUAAAUGUACUGUUGGAUGAUAUCCUCAAUAUGAAUGAGACCCAGAUGACCGAGGUCCAGAUAGGGGGAAUUAUAGAACGUACCAGCAAGGACCCCAACUUUGAAUCCUUAUUUAACCUCUUUCAAGAGCCUCAUUCUGCCUCAGAAAAUCAGAAGACAGAUUUUAGUGGGAUCAAGCUGGAAAUGGGGAAAGAAGCAACGAUCACCAACCAGAGUCUUCCAUCAUUUACAGAGCCCAUAGACUGCCCAGAUCCCAGCAACACUACAAGUGAAGAGAAUCUCAUCAUGGAAAUACUACAGUCCCCCCAGCCGGGUCCCUCACAAAACUGCUCAUACCAAAAAGGUGUAUUGGACCAGACUACAAACUACCAGAAAGCGGAGACUGCUACAAAUGUCUCUGGAAUGGAAUGGAGUCCUGCUCACCUUAACAACAACUUGACUGCUUCUACGCCUACCUCUACAUCCACAGUAGCGAUUGUGUCGUGGGGACAGAGUCAAACUGUGUCGAGAAAUAUUUUUGAAUCAGUUCAGCCAUUGAUAGAUAAUCUUCCUUCUCAGAGAGCCCCAGAAACAAAUGAACCUACCUGUGAUCAGGAUCGUGAACAGACGAAGCGCACAGAUGUAAUGCAUAAUAAAUGUGAUAGUCCCAAACCACAGUUGAUUCAACUUGGAAAUUCUGUCCCAUUGGCUUCAGGACAAGAUACUGUUGGAAGUCAGCAGCAACCUGUAUGUUCUUCAGUGGUGAUUUUCUCCUCUGGAAAUUCAGCUGCCAGUAGCAUACAGAAUUGUUCAGCUGUUGCUAUAGCAGGAAUAUCUUCAGGACCCGUUUUGAGUCUUAUCAACAGUGUCAUGUCCCCUUCAGUCAGAAAAGAACCCAAUCAAGGUGGAUCUCCAUCCAUAAACGACAGUAUUGUGCCAUGCCAGUCACCAAAGAUUGGUGAAAAUGUGAAAGGUCAAGAGGUCAUUUCUUCUAGUCCACAACCAUUUACAAAGUUGACAAACAAAAUAUAUGUAAAUGUUCCUUGUGAUGUUCAGCAAGGUAAAAAUUCACCGGUGCAUUCCCCUGCUCAGAGAAAAACAUUGACAAAUCAAAUGUUAACACCUUUACAAAGUAUUGUUCCAACAACAUUACACCAGUCUCCAAAAUUCUCACAGAGUAAUGCUGUACAGUCACCAUUCCAUGUGAGUGAAAAUUGUAGAAGUUUAGCGUUACCUCAUCAAAAUUCGGGACAAUCAUCAACUCUUUCCGCAGAUUCACCUCAACCAAAUGUCGCAUUGCAUGUUUCUGACAAUUACACCGACUCCCAGCAGCCAAAUGUCUCUGAACAGGGGUUUCAGAAACAUAGUGAAGUGAUAUCAUGUAAUGAAAGUAUGCCUUCAGUUAAGGGGACAGAUUCAGAAAAGUGCAAUACACCCAAAAAUACUCGUGAGAGAUCUAGUCACUCAAAACCUGGAAAAGUAGAUAAAGACAAAUCAUCCUCAAAGAAAGCUAGAGCAGGUGGUAGCCGAUCCUUAAAGUCAUCCAAAGAUCAAAUUAGCACAGAUAUGGUGGAGACUUUUGAGACAUCAGUAUCAGAGGCCCAUGGAUUCCCUGUGAUUUCAGUCAAGAGUGUGAUGAAAUCCCCCCAGGAAGCCCCUCUGGAGAUGGACAGAAAUCUGACAACAGUUACAGACCCUGGUCGUCCACCUAUGUCAUACCAUUCCUUUAUCAAUGGGGUUGCAGGGGAGGAGUGUAGUACUCCAGUGACAGAGAGAGCUGGGGCCAGGGAUAGCCCCCACACUUCACACAGUACUACCAACAGUGGGGUGUUCUCAGAGAUGAUGGAUUUUGUCUCCACACUGGAAAAAAGCAUUUCUAGAGAGUCCAGCAGUAAAAAGAGAAGUCCUAAAGACAAAAGUGGAAAAAGAAACAGCAGUAAGAAGAAGAAAGAAGGCAAAAAUGAAACUGAUUUUGCUUCACCAACAAAGAAAUGUCAAUGGUCACCAGAUUUAAAGGCACUGAUAAAACUGGUGACUCCUGAAAAGAAGGGAAAAACCAAAGGAAAGAAAAGUAAAAAGGUUGUCUUGUCUGCAGAUAAACGUAGAAAUCCGAAAAGAAAAGUCCGAAAAAGUAAUGAGGAAAACAUCAGAAAAGACAAUAAUGAACCAGAGAUCACAUCCAAAUCAUCAGAACAACAUGGUGUGUUACCAUCAAUAAAAAACUCAAAGGUCAUCCCAGAACCUGGAUCAGAGGUCAUCCCAAAACCUGGGUCAGAAGACAUCCCAAAACCUGGGUUAGAGAAUAUCCCAAAACCUGGCUCUAAGGUCAUGCCAAAACCUGAGUCAGAGGUCAUCACAAAAUCUGGAUCAGAGGUUGUCCCAAAACCUGGAUCAGAGGUCAUCCCAAAACCUAGCUCUGAGGUCAUACCCAAACCUGGGUCAGAGGUCUUCACAAAUCCUGAGGCAGAGGUCAUCACAAAACCUGGUUCAGACAUCAUCCCAAAACCUGGGUCAGAGGGCAUUCCAAAACCUGAAAUCAUGAAUAACUUGUCAAUGCCCUCAAUUUAUAAUUUCAUGUCACCUGUACAAAUCACAAGUGGUAGCACACAAAACAUUGCUGGGAACAUUUCCAGUGAGGUUGGACUAACACCCAAGACUGUGCUGACAGCAGUGUCUGCUCUGAAAGACAACAAUAAACCCUCUUCAAGAAAGUCUUUACCAGUUCAUCAAAAUACAGAACAGGAUAUUGGAUUAAGGGUUAAAGAAAAAUCAACUGUCAAAGUUCCAAGUUCUCAGGCAGCAUCAAAUGCUUUGUCUUUCCCUGCAAGGCACAAUACUGAAGGGUCACAACAGAUGAAUGCUGUUGAUCAGGAUGACGGGAGGAUGCUAGAUGAUGGGGAAACAGACUACAGUAAAAUUCCAUACUCACCUAACCAAGACUUUCUUGCCUCACCUGUGCGUUACCAUAGUCCAGACCUUGCUGUUUCUCAUGGAAACCAGUACUAUGAACAUGUGUCAUCUAGUCAGUUUGACAGUCCAAGUGUAGCCGUGCCACAUGCCAGUCAAAUACUCACACCCACUCUAUAUACACUAGCUAACACAACAUCUCAAAACACACCUAUUUUUUCAGACACUGCAUCUGUUGCAACUAGUGAAAAUGUGUAUUCUAGUGGGAUGACAUAUAUACAGAAUACUGCGCCAUAUCAGGGACAAGUUAUAACUGUAACAGACCCAGCACUGCAUUAUAAUACAGUGUACAUUGACAGUAAAGGAACUCCCGCUGUGAUUCAGACAGGCUUUGAUUCAUCAGGACAGAAUGUUGUGCCUGCAGCAGAGCAGGACAUUAUCUCAACUCAGGCACCUGUGAUGGAUAUUUUAUCGGCUGCUGCUUCAGUGAUAACUUCAAGUCCCCUGGAGACAGUUGAUGGUGAACAGUUAAACUCUACUCCGGAGAGGAAGGACAAAGAAGAAAGUUUGGGACAGCUUAUUGCCAUUCCAGUGGGACGAUAUUAUCCGGAGAAAAAACUCCAUGUAAGAUCUCUGGAUUUUGGUCCAGAUGCUGGAACAGUAGAAAUCCGAAAACCAGGUUAUGGCAGGGGACGCAAGAAGAAGACCUACAGUGAUAUUAAAAGCCCUGUAAAACCAGGGGGACUCAUGAAUAAACAGUCCAAGGGAAAAGCAAAGAGUAAAGAUGAUGUGAAAGGAAAAGCAAAAACAGAUAAAAAAGAUGAUGGGAUAUGUAAGAAGCAAACCAAUGUCCAGGUGAAAGUUAUAGAAAAAAAGGAUAUAGUUGUUGAACACACAGAAUUGAAGAACUUUGAAAAGGACGAUUUAAUUCCAGAUGCUUCGGGUUCUGUAUACAUUGUAGAAGGAAACACCAGAAAGAAAAUUAAGUUAAACAAGACACCACGUCCAAUAAGAACUGUGUCACCUUUCUUUUUGCCUAAUGCAUUUGACUUGGCUUCGGGCAUUAUUCCAGUUAGAUCAGAGAUUUACAAGAAGGGGGGAAACAUUACUGUCCCUGCUGGGGUAAUUAUGCCAAAAUUUGAGCAGUUUUCCUCGGGAAGUGUUGAAGGAGGAGAUAGUGAUGUAGAUGUUGAUGGGGACUGCGAAUUGCCAGAUUUAUCUCCAGAGCCUCUAAGUACUGGUACACCUGUGUCCAAAUGUUCAGAAUAUGUACAGAGAACAGAGAAUAUACAUGUAACUCCUGAAAAAUUUUCAUCUGUGGGUGUUGACAACCAUACUAAAAAAUCUUCAUCAGUGAUCACAAUUUCAGAUAGUUGUGAUAGUAAUGCAAGCAGGAAACCAAAUAGUGAUUCAAAGAGAAGAACUUUAAACACAGGGUCCACCAGUGUGGACAGCAACCCAUCAUCUGUGAGAAGCUUCCAUGGGAAGCCAAGUGAUAUUUAUAGUAGCAACAGUAAUUCCCUCCCAGAUCUGGAAAGUCCUGGACCCCUGAUCAACAUGUCAACUCCCCCAAAGAAAAGAAUCACAGCUUCACUGAAACAUGGAGGGGGUUGUUACUUUUUCUCAACUGCCUCCCAGGAAGGAAAGAAUCAAAUAUCAACUGUGGAGUCACGAGAAUGUGAUACCACAAAGGAGGUGACAAGAGUGUCCAAGUCUCCACGAACCCCAAAGGGAAAACGAACGCCCAGUAAAGCUGUCAGGCAGAGCCCACGACUGAUUGGAAGUCCUGGCCGUCUGUUACGAAGUGUGGUCUCACCUUCAAAAAUUAAUCCACAAAGAGUAACAUCCCCCAAGUCGGUGACGAAAAAGAAAGGAGUGAAAAGACUAAGAGAGAUAACUCCAGGAGAGCCAAGCAAGACAGAGAGAAAAAGUAAAAAGGCACGAAAUGGGAAAAGAACAGUUGACCUGAGUAAAGUGGACUUUGAUAAAUUCCUCAAUAAAAUACACAAGGCAUAAGAUGCCUUUCCUUAGUGAAUGAAAAGACAUGGAUGUGAUGAGCUAUGAUGAACAGUGACAAAGUUUACAAACAUUGUAAAGGGAUAUUUAAAGAGAGACACUCCAUGGAUCAUAUUCAUAUUUAAUUAUUUAUUUAUACUUGAAAUUAAUUAGACUUUCCCUGUAGUUAUGUUAUGCCUGCCUGGAAUGUGAAGAUACACUGUUUGCUUUUGUUGUCGAUCACUGUGUGUGGCUCAGUAAAUUAUUUAUUUCU